AUGCUUAGCUCUACUCUUCUUCUGGCACUUGUGCCCUUUGCCAAGGCUCUCGCCCCCCCGGCCGUGGACGGCAUGAACAUCAUCUGGUCAGAGACCUUCCAAGGAAACGCUGGCGCGCCUCCCCGAAGCGACACUUGGGGCAUCACUCUAGCCAUCGACACCAACAACGAGGUACAGACUUACACCGACUCAUCUUGGAACCUUCAAAUUUCCGGCGGCGAGACGAUCCAAUUCAUCCCCCGCAAAUCUUCCAAUGGCGUCUGGACCUCAGGCCGCAUAGAGACCAAAGCCUCGUGGACCCCUCAACCCGGAAAACUGAUGCGUGUCCAGUCCAUGUUCAGAAUGGGCGCCAACGCGAAUAAGCAGGGAAUCUGGCCGGCCUUCUGGAUGCUGGGCGAUGCCGUCCGUCACGGUACGCAGUGGCCUCUCUGCGGCGAGCUCGAUAUCUUUGAACAGGUCAAUGGUCAGCUUUCUGCCACGGGCACCGUCCACUGCCAACAAGAGUCUGGCGGUAUCUGCAACGAACCCAGCGGCCGUGGAGUUGCUACCUCGAUCCCGGAUAACGACUGGCACACGUGGAGUCUUCAGUGGGACCGUACUUCCAACAACUGGCUCACCGAGACAAUUACCUGGAUGCGCGAUGGCGUUGUUUUCAACACGCUGACCGGUGCUGAUAUUGGGAACGAGUCGAUCUGGGCCACGCUCGCCCAUGCCCCUUACUACGUGCUCAUGAACGUCGCUGUUGGUGGUACACUUCCGGGUAAUCCUACCGACGCUACUCAGGAUGGCUAUGGUAGCAUGAUGGAGGUUGGAUAUCUCGCCGUUUACGAGACGGCAUGA
Colletotrichum siamense is the source of this 840-nucleotide messenger RNA. It is a transcript of the gene glcA-2, whose product is annotated as Glucan endo-1,3-beta-glucosidase A1. NCBI's taxonomy places the organism in Eukaryota, Fungi, Ascomycota, Sordariomycetes, Glomerellales, Glomerellaceae. Bases 1 to 840 code for a protein of 279 amino acids. Gene Ontology annotation, molecular function: hydrolase activity, hydrolyzing O-glycosyl compounds. Gene Ontology annotation, biological process: carbohydrate metabolic process. The record is from RefSeq and is a predicted model, not a curated record. The transcript has 2 exons.